AAAUGCUCGGAGUCCCGGCGGCGCGUAGACAUGGUCGGGUGUUGCCGCCGCCGCCUCACUCACGCAGCAGUCUUCGCCGAGAUCGUCGCUCAAAGGUACUGCUCCACUCCAGCCCCUCGGACUAAGCACACUGCAAAGAUGGUGUCUCGGCGCAUGGUCGGAGCCGCCCUCGUGGCGCUCAUCGCCUCCUCCUUCGUGAGCUCUGCCGUCGCGGCCUCCAUGGACGCUCAGACGGAGAGGAAGUUCGCCGCCAAGCCCAACGACAUCAAGAAGCAGCAGAACUUCCUGCCCAACAACAAGCAGGCGCAGGCGAACGACGGCGGGUUCCAGUGGGGCAAGAUCCUCAACAUGGUGAUGCAGAUCUUCAUCGGCGGGCCUACGGGCGGCUCCAGCGGCGCCUCCGACAAGAUGGACUACAUCACACAGCUCACGACGGGCGAUUUCUCGUGGUCGAAGGUGCUGGCGCUCGGCCUCCAGGUGGUCCUCAGCGUGCUGGGCGGCGGUGACAACGCUGCUCUGGACAGGAUUGACGGAGGCUCGCCCAUCGAGGGAAUUCUGACAGCCGUGAUCUCCUACCUGACUGGCUCCAACGACCCCCAGGAGGUCGGUGUGAUGGCCAAGCAGGCUUCGGAGCUCUUCGGACUGGUGAUGACCCUCCUGGACGCCCUCCGCACCUCCUUCUCGCAGAGGUCCUACGAAGCACGCAGCAUGGGCACCACUGACCCCAUGGCCGAUGCUGCUGUAGCAGCCACCACAAUGCUCAAGAGCUACAUCAAGACAUAUGAUACCGAGGACGACAUGUGCAUGCAGAAGUACCUCUGCGAAGCGAACAACGACUGCGUGUACAGCACUGGCGACACUGGGUACCUGUUCUGCCAGAUCGGAACAUAUGGAAUGAGCUACCUACUGGAGCGGACCACCUACACGCCCUUCGAGAUCUACAACGACGCCGGACGCCGCGGUCGCGUCGGAGAGAACUGCAAGGAGAUCUUCAGCGACUGCAAUGACAUCUAAGACGUUCUCCUCUGUCCUCCUUCCGACCCACCCUCUCCUUCCUCUUUCCUGACCGACUCUCUCCCCUUCGUCUUUCGGCGCCCGCGGCCAUUUCACCGUCCUUCCUCGUGUUCGCACGAGAGGCUGGGGACAGGAGUGAAAUGGCCAGCAGUCGCGUGCGUGGGUGGAACAGUUCGUUGAAAUAUUUAUGCGAGAUGCCGUUACCCUGGCACUUUAAAAAUCACUGGAGCUCAAAGCUCCACAUACAAGAGGCAUUGACUUGGUCUGACGAAGACUUUUGGGGAAGACGAUGACAGCUUCACCAUUUUUCUUUUAUUCUUUGUUUCUUGUUCUUACUUCAUGGAAAAAUAGACCAGACGAUUCUGAGAGACAGACCUAUCGUAUGCAGUAUAUAUAUUUUUUUUCUUCAAAUUGGGACUGUUGAUGCGAAAAGUUCAUACUGAUUGCCAAACUGUCUUUGACUGUUUGAAAAUCCUUCAGACAUGUCACGACGCGACCCAGCAGACGCUCCUCCAUCCGAGACUCGGCCUACUCGGUAGCAUUCAUUUCCAGACAAUUCUGGGUAACCUAUCAUGGAAGCGUUUGAGGUUUGGCUGGAGGGGACUGAUGGGAGACCCGACGUGUGACUGAGAUACUUCUUGUUGACAUGACGCAGGGAACUUAACGGACCCGACAUGAGACGAGAAAGGACGAGUCUGUCAAGAAAUCGAACCAGGAUCGUCUAACUUCCCAACGCCGUCUGCCGACGCUGAUCAAGUGCAAGUUAUUUGAUCCGUCGGAAUGUCACCUUUUGUGGUCGAAAUAAAGACAGACUACAGUCACAGGUCGGUCAGAAGGCGCUCGACUCACGGAGCCGAAGGCGAAGGAGAGUUCUAGGCGCGGGGCUGUAGAAGCUGCCUCCCUCAAGCAGCUCAGGGGCAGCACUCUGAAGGAUCCUCGAAAAGCCAAGACACAAAAAUGAGGAAUUUAGGACCAACAUGACUUGAGUUUUCAUCAUGCUGCAUUUCCAGAGGUGCUUCUCAUUCCCUCCGCUGCCUUUCUCGCCCUCCCCUUAGUGGAUCAGAACCAUUGGGACGAAAGAAAGGAAACGAAGGGAGUGCGAGGCAACUGACCGAAAUGGUCUGGCUGGCAGACACCGUCCUGGUCGCAGUACCUGACAUGGGACACAGACAGACAGACAGACAGACAGGGAGCGCCGACGGGGCACGAACAGCUCUCGCCCCCUCUGUUCGUUUUGUCUUGUCGCUCCAUUUUAUUUAUUUAUUUGUUAUUGUUAAGUUUGAAUAUUAUAUAUUUGUUCCCGCUGGCGGGCCCAUAACAGGAAUGUAAAAAUCUUACAAAAAAAAAACAAAAAACAAACAUAAUGAUAGAGUAAAGUGAGUAGCAAUAAAUCAAUAAACAUUAAAUAUAUAUUAUAAAAAAAAGAAAAAAAAAAGUAUCCAAGCAACGAAGGUGAGCUUAGGCAUGCAAGUUAGCUCCCCCUUUAGAAGGUAGAAUAACGACCAGGUAGCUUGACUCCUCACAAGAAGAAUGUAGACGAAAAAGAAAUGUUGAUAGUUUGAUGCUCACUCUGCCGUCCAACUUUCCCAUCCACCCCCUCUUUUAAAGCUUGCACGGACACGGUCCAAUGCUAAACUCAGGAUGGACGGGCCAGCAGUAAGUUCUGGCCCGUCACCCAGUGUGGCACCGUCGCAUUCCCUCCGCUGGCACCAGUGAUGCACCCGGCAAGGGCACAUGUCCGCAUCCAAGCCACGCACUGGAAUGGCCAGCGGGAAGUCCCCAUUUCCGCCGGGGGCCACGGGGCCAUUUGGCUGCCACCACAGGCUUGUUGAUCAAGACCUGGCACUUUGCAAAGAUGCGAGGGUGCCACACUAGGAGACUUCUCUAGGAUUAAACACUUGACACUCACGACAAAGACAUGCUGCUUACACUGGCUUAUUCACUUAUAUUCCUAUGUUGCUUUGACAGACCUGACGUUCACUUCUCUUUAAUUUCUAUUUUCAAAACUUUGAGAUAGCUUCAUAGAGGCGCAUGGCGAGGGAACAUUAACUGGUGUGCUGCAGGACCUGUAACAGAGUGGCCUGUUGCGGAAUGACUUCAUUAAAAUCACGCUAGGUGGAAUGACUCUUUGUAGACCUUCCUUUGUAGCAAGCUGUGUUUUGAUAACUUUUUUUAACAGCUGAAAGACUAGACACACUGGUACUACAACUGACCAUAGCUUUGCACGGAGGCGACAGCGUUAACUGAUUGCUAUUACCAGACGAAAUCUAUUUUAUGUAACGUUUGCUUGCUAACAAUAUACGAAAAAAAAAACAGCAAACAAGCCUAACAAUGAAUGUAAUAAUCAACUAAUGCUGACAAUAGAUACCAAAUUCGCCUAUUCAGUAUUUCUCUCUUUCACCGAGCAAAAACGCCAACAAAUAUGCAGGUUAGAUUAGCUGGUCUUCUUCCUCCGAAAAGCAGAGCGAUGGGGUUCGGUGAAAAGGGUGUUCACCGCCGUCGGCUUGCACGCGACACAGACAGACUGUUUUUAACGCAUUAUGAUAACUGAGAGGGACGAAGAAAACGCACGUUGCAGCAACACAGCGUUUUCUUUCCUGCGACGCCAGUGGCCGGGCGCUGAGCUGGCCGUCGAGAGCACAGGGAUCGCCGUCUCGUAUGUAUUGCAAAGGAGAUGCAUUGGUAGAGGGAAGUCAGUCUCCGCUGGGUUGUCUUAGAAUAAAGCCCGAGAGCUUUGGGCUACAGAAAUGUUUGCAUAUAUGUAUUUAUAAAUCUACCUUCUACCAGGUUCUCUGUACUAAUAUACUGAUCGUCACAACUGUAUUUUUGUGAUAUUUAUAUUUAUAAGACACUAUAAGUCCAAUAAAAAUAUAAAAUAA
Penaeus chinensis is the source of this 3893-nucleotide messenger RNA. RefSeq lists its product as uncharacterized. Bases 31 to 1014 code for a protein of 327 amino acids. The transcript has 8 exons. The record is from RefSeq and is a predicted model, not a curated record. NCBI's taxonomy places the organism in Eukaryota, Metazoa, Arthropoda, Malacostraca, Decapoda, Penaeidae.